GCAUUUCAGACUAUCUGUAGUUCUGCCGCUGCUGGUAUUGCUUUGAUUUCGUCCCAAAUCUAUGAACAUAGCUGUUAAUCUCACUGAUAUUUUCACACUUUCGCACUGAAUUGCUGCCGUUUUGUGACAGGGAUCAUUGAGGCUAAAAGUUUCGCCAGGCGAGGCAGCGGGCUCCACGCGUAGCAGCGAGAGCUUCAAGAGAGAGGAACACCAACAACCACAGCUCUCCCUCAACCACAAAACACCGUCAAAAUGGAGGUCUUAUUGGGCAUCACCGGCAAGGACUUCACCCUCAUCGCCGCCUCCAAAGCCGCAAUGCGAGGAGCAACCGUUCUCAAAGCCUCCGACGACAAGACGCGCGCCCUGAAUAAACACACCCUGAUGGCCUUCUCUGGAGAAGCUGGAGACACAAUCCAAUUCGCAGAAUAUAUCCAAGCCAACGCCCAACUGUACUCCAUGCGCAACAACAUCGAUCUCUCCCCGUCCGCUGUUGCCAACUUUGUCCGUGGCGAGCUGGCCUCUUCCCUCCGCUCCCGCAAGCCCUACAACGUGAACCUCCUCCUGGGCGGCGUGGACCCUAUCACGGACAAGCCAUCGUUGUACUGGCUCGACUACCUAGCAUCGCUCGCCCCCCUUCCAUACGCCGCCCACGGCUACGCACAAUACUACUGCCUCUCCAUCCUCGACAAGCACCACCACCCGGACAUCGACUACGAGCAGGGAAUUAAGAUUUUGCGGAUGUGCACGGAUGAGUUGAAGAGGCGACUGCCGAUUGAUUUUAAGGGGAUGCUGGUCAAGGUUAUUACGAAGGAUGGAAUCAGGGAGGUGGAGUAUGAGGAUGGUAAGAGUGUUGCUUGCCCUUAGGUUGUUCUGGGCUGGGGUGGGACAAUACAGGGUGGCGUGGGUGUACAAUAGCAUGGCAUCAAUGGCGAAUUUGGCUUCGUUUCAGUCAAGGGUCAAGUUUUUCUGGGUGAGUAAGAUAUGUGAUGGUUCUGUUCUUGGGCUCCAAGUGCUCAGAGUAUGGCAGGACAUUAAUCUGUGAUUGUACUGGCUGUCUUCUGGACUUUCCUCCUUUCCUGACAUGGGUUUCUAGCAACCAUCGGAUCGGAUCCUACUCCAUUACCUUCCUCGAUGUUCCCAGCUGCUUAGGACAUUCAUUCAAGAAUAUCCCAGC
Hyaloscypha bicolor E is the source of this 1174-nucleotide messenger RNA. RefSeq names its product putative proteasome subunit beta type-2. Gene Ontology annotation, cellular component: proteasome core complex; proteasome core complex, beta-subunit complex; cytosol. Gene Ontology annotation, biological process: proteasomal protein catabolic process. NCBI's taxonomy places the organism in Eukaryota, Fungi, Ascomycota, Leotiomycetes, Helotiales, Hyaloscyphaceae. Gene Ontology annotation, molecular function: peptidase activity. The transcript has 3 exons. The record is from RefSeq and is a predicted model, not a curated record. The coding region runs from base 253 to 864 and encodes 203 amino acids.